UCGCACUUCAACCGCAUCACUUUCAUCGGUCCAAAGCAUUCCGUCUCAUUUGCAGGCAAAUUUCGAACGCCAAAAAGCGAUAAACCUCCAUGGCAUCCCCGCCAUGGCGCACCUACGCCACGUUCCAGUCCUCUACUAGACGUCCCGAUACUCCCAACGUCCAGGAAUCGGCGGGAUUUUUCUCCCGGACCUUCCUCUUCUGGGUCAAACCCUUAAUGCAACAAGCGCACAAGCAGCAACUCAACGCCAGUGACGUGUGGCCUUUACGCCAGUCCAUCCAAGCCGAUGUCAUCCUCCAGAGAUUCAAGACGCCAUUGCAGCAACGUAAGAACUCCCUUCCCAAGGCUUUUGCUCACGUUUUCUGGUUUCAAUUCGUCCUCACGGGGUUGACAAUGCUAGUGUCAAUGUUGUGCAACUUAAUGGGUCCCAUGGCACUUAACCGAGUCGUGACGGCUCUUUCGGAUACUUCCGAAGAGGACGAAAAGCUUGUAACUACUGCAGCUCGAUGGGUGGGUCUAGUAUUCGCAGCUCAAGUGAUACAAGCUCUUGCGGAUUGCUACACAGGGAUACAGAAUGAAGUCACUGCUAUCCAGUGUAUUUGCUUGCUAAAAACGUUAUUAUACCGGAAGAUGAUGAAGUUGAGUGCCAGUUCCCGCAAAAAGAAAUCAACAGGAGAGCUGACCAACAUGUACACUGCCGACUGUGAGUCUUUGGUGCGUACGGCGUUGGUGGUGCAUCAGAUGUGGCUCAUUCCACUGCAGAUCAUCGUGGUUAGUUACAUGCUGGUCCGUGUACUAAGUUUUGCCGCGUUUGCGGGGAUCGCAGUGAUCGUGUUGAUGUUGUGGCUAAAUCAUUUGGUAUCGAAGAGGAUGCAUAGCUUACAACGCAAGGUGCGACGUGAGAAGGAUAAACGGAUGAAAAAGGUGACAGAAGCGUUUAAAGCGAUGAGCAUAGUCAAGCUUAAUGCGUGGGAGGACCCGAUUACGGCGAGAAUUAACGCAGCAAGGGAGACGGAGCUGCAUGCUUUGCUCAAGAUGCGCAUCAUGACGUCACUGAGCAUUGUGCUGCUCUGGGGGAUGCCGGUUUUCUCUCGCACUGUUUUUAUUGAUCCAAGCACCACUACGUAG
Phytophthora nicotianae INRA-310 is the source of this 1127-nucleotide messenger RNA. RefSeq lists its product as hypothetical. Gene Ontology annotation, molecular function: ATP binding; ABC-type transporter activity. The transcript has 2 exons. Gene Ontology annotation, biological process: transmembrane transport. Lineage: Eukaryota; Oomycota; Peronosporomycetes; Peronosporales; Peronosporaceae. Gene Ontology annotation, cellular component: membrane. The record is from RefSeq and is a predicted model, not a curated record. The coding region runs from base 90 to 1127 and encodes 345 amino acids.